CAGUCAGUCGCACGAUUGUCAUCGCCGGCAGCGCACCCUAGUCGCCAAUCGUCCGCCUUCAAUCUCGAGACCUCUCAACUCGAUACUCAACUCAUUCUUCGCGCCGCUUUAUUUUUUUCGACCAAUAUACGGUUCAAGUUCCCAAAAUCCGAGAUUCGUAUCUUUAGCAGCGAUAGCUGCAUACUUUUAAAAACCUUUUUUACACGCGUUUUUCUCCUUAUUUUUCCCGCCGUUUUUUCGCCUCGAAGUUCGGUCCUUUUCAAGAGUCUGAAACUAAUUUUGGAUACGCAACUCUAUUUACUCGCGUUGUGAGAAGUGCAUCUUCAGGUGGAAUUCAAAUCUUCAAAAGUGUGUGUUCGUCUCUUUGAGGCCUUCAAUUAUUGUGUCCGCUUUGACUAAGUUCACGUGUGCGGUCGGAGUUUUUCAAUCAGUUGGAUUACCUGGGACGCUUUCCUGAAGUUUAGUGUCGGGGGAAGUUUUUCGCUUUGUCAGGAAAGUCGGAGCUCUCGAGGGAUUGGAUUUAAAAAGGUUCAGUGUCAAAGCUGGGAUUUCGGUUCCGUGCUAUGUGCGUUUUUGCCACAUCCAAGGAGCGAACGUGGUGUAGAUGUUUGUCAUGUUAAGUCUGACCUAUAUACAUCUCAAUUUCCGAAAAAAUAAGUUAUUUUUCUUCCUAGUGUUGACGAAUGUAGAGCCUCGUUAGACCACAACUAUGCAUCAGUCUACCCAAGUUUUGCUACUGGUAUCAUGGUGUCUCAUGUCAAAUAUCCUAGCUGGUCCGACAAGUCGUGCACUGCUAGGACAUUCGUUCAACAAAAGGUCGUUCUUCAACUUAGAGUGCAAGGGCGUCUAUGACAAAAGCAUAUUCGCCAAACUAGACCGUAUCUGCGAAGACUGUUAUAAUCUUUUUAGGGAGCCUCAGCUUCAUUCACAAUGCAGGAAAAAUUGCUUUACGACGGAUUACUUCAAAGGCUGUUUGGAAGUUCUGUUGCUUGAAGAUGAAAUGGAAAAGAUACAGACGUGGAUAAAGCAAUUGCAUGGGGCCGAAAGCGGGGUUUAGAAGCGGAUGUUUCACCUCGGAGUUUUUCGAAGCAUGUCUGGAGGCCCUUCUGCUGAAGGAGGAGGAAAUGUCCAUUUACAGGAAAGUGGGCUACCUGCGUGAGAAGAGGAACUGACGAGAGACACCCCCCAGGACGUCUCCAUAGUGUCCCGGACCGAGACAAAAACCACAUCACACUUAUUCAUUCUAGUCUGAUUUGGACGGCCCGGUCCAACCCCCGCCGUCCAUCUCUAUUAUUCUAAGUUUAAUCAUUUUUAUUUUAUAUUUUACUUAUUUAAAAAAAAAAAUCAUAAUAAAAUAAUAAAAAACAAGCCUCGCCA
Molecule: messenger RNA, 1377 nt
Organism: Bemisia tabaci
Lineage: Eukaryota; Metazoa; Arthropoda; Insecta; Hemiptera; Aleyrodidae
Gene: ITP
Product: ion transport peptide
Biological process (GO): circadian rhythm
Cellular component (GO): extracellular region
Molecular function (GO): neuropeptide hormone activity
Source: RefSeq, a predicted model, not a curated record